Messenger RNA from Schistosoma mattheei, 2211 nucleotides. The record is from the annotation of a GenBank genome assembly. Lineage: Eukaryota; Metazoa; Platyhelminthes; Trematoda; Strigeidida; Schistosomatidae.
AUGAAAUUGAAUAUUGGAAACCAAUGUGACCUCAGCGGCUUUUCUAGUUUUGGUUUCUUAUGUUAUCGCUAUUGCUUCUCGUAGCCGUCAAUUUACAGACUUAACUCAUGCCAAAGCAUCAAAGUGUUUGUCGAAGGCGUACUCUCUCAUUUGCUGAUAUCACAGAAUGCCGCAGAAUCAAUCGUAUAAAUGUAAGUGAAAAUCAUGAUAUUGAUUCAUCAAAAUUAUUCGUCGGUAGCAUGGUACGUCGUCCUUCUUUCACGCUUUUGGAAGAUUACCAAAAUUCAUCUCAUGAACUGCCUUAUCUUACAUUGAAAGACUCUAAUUCUCAUUUUAAAAGUGCCUGCGAAUCCACUGAAAUGAAUGAUUCAUCGAAACCAAAUUCGCAUUCUCAACCUGCUUUGGAUCCGUUUAUUUUCGGUGUAUCAUUUACUGAAUCAAAUUCCGCCAAUGCCCAACUUGACGCCGUACAAUUAUCUAAAAUGCAUAAUAAUUCACUAGGUUCUACAAACUCACCCUCCUUAAAAGAUAAGGAAUAUCUAUUUCCUUCAUCACCCUUAUCCUCAACUUUGAUCAAAUUAUAUCUAUCCAAGGUCUCUUUAUGCUCAUCUACAGAAACAACAGAAAGUAAUUUAAAUUCAGAUGAUGAACAACUUGACUUUCAUAACAAUAUAUAUCCAAAUUUGAUUGGUCUACCUGGAUGCUUACAAACUGUAUUACAUUCAUUAGCUUCUAUGGUUAUGCCUACUAGACAUUUUAUUAGUAUGAAUACAACAACUAAUGAAAUCAAGUCAUCGAAUUUAACAAGAUUAUCUUCAUUAAAUGAGAAUUUUAAAAUUUAUCACUUAAAAUGUCAUCAUACUGAUGGAAGUGCAUAUAAUACAGAUGUAAACUAUUCAAGUUGUACUGAGUCUUCAAGUAUAUUAGAUGAUGUUUCAAAUGGUUAUUACUCAGAUAAUUAUCUUAUUGAAGCAGCUAAAAAAUUGAAGAAGUCUCAUAUGAUAAAUAAUCAUUGGCCAACUGUAAAAUAUAAUCAGCAUCAAUCUAGUCAAAUCUCUUUACUUUCAGGAGGACAAAUGAUCGGGACGGUGUAUUCGUAACUUAAGAAGGUCUUCUUACCAUCGCUGAUACUUUCACACAAUUUCAUCCUACUAAUUCUACCAUUGUUGUAACAAACAACUUUGGGCUGUUCUAUACUCUCUAGUAAACAAGACAUAAUAAUCACAGGCUUUCAUCAAUUUCCUGUUGGUGAAAGUUUGUCAUUUAGAAGCAAUGUUGAUAUGGUGGAGAAGAUUUGUAGCUCAGAAGGAUAAUUUUAUUGGAAUUGCGUUGUCUGACCUCAGAAGACGCAAUUGCAAUAAAAGAAGUAAUGUUGGAUAAAGAACUAAUCAGUUUAAAAUGGUAGUACAAUAAGCAUAUUACCAAUUAAAAAAUGGACAUUCAAAGUUAAAGUCAGCAUAUGUUCAUCAUGUCAACCAUCAUCACCAUGGUAAAUGUCACCAUAAACUUGGUUUGACUAAUGUUUAUGCAGGUUUAAAAUCUAAUAAGGUUGGUGAUACUUCAACAGUUUCCUUGAAUCAACCUCAAUCUCAUAAUAACAAUUAUAAGUUGUGUCUAAAGUCAAAGAAUAUCAUCAGUAGUAAUGAUAAUAAUAAUAAUACUAACAAUCUGUCAGGUACUGUAUCAAUAUCUCAAGAUAUCAAAAGUUGUAAUUUAUUAGAACGUUUCUACAAUUUGUGCACUAAUUUCCAUUCAAAAAUAACAGAAGAUAAUUUCUAUUACAUGGAUGAAAAAUCGUUAGAACGACGAGUUCGUGCACAAGCAUCAAAUAUAAUUUCACCUGUAUCCUUUUAACAAUACAUUAUGUCUAUGUAGAUCAAUGAUGUUAUCUGAAAAAAAUUCGAUUAAUUCUUAAGUAAUAGUAUUUGUUAUGCAUCGUAAACUAUAAUUGAAACAUUUUUCUUUCAUAAUAAUGUAACAUGUUUUGUACUUUUUUCUUUCAAAUCUUAACAAAAUGACACUUGAAAAGAGAGUUCAUUUAAAAUAUAUGUGUGUAUCACCUAACAACUAAUAAUGUUUAUCUUAUUUUGACACUGUAUCUUUAAUUAUAUAUAUAUACUAUUUUCUUGUUUUUUAACAGCUGAUAUCCCAAUUCAAGUGUUUAUCCGUAUUCUUUCUCUCUCUCCAUGUUUUUUUCACUUGUUAUGUAAG